This is a messenger RNA of Suillus discolor, 2742 nucleotides long. Its product is annotated as armadillo-type protein. The transcript is spliced from 18 exons. The coding region runs from base 82 to 2742 and encodes 886 amino acids. The record is from RefSeq and is a predicted model, not a curated record. NCBI's taxonomy places the organism in Eukaryota, Fungi, Basidiomycota, Agaricomycetes, Boletales, Suillaceae.
UUGGAGUUUCCGAGGGGGAUACUAUGUGGAAGUUGUGCGAGUGCCUUUCGGAGGUGGCUCAACUGUGCGUUGUUGCGCCCAAUGUCCUCGAAGAAGCUCAUCAAGUUGACAACGUUGACAGAUCGUCGGUCAUAUCUUAACGAUUUUUCGGUGAUUUCGGAUGUUCGGAUGGAGAAUUCGAUAGGCUAUGUUCCCGAGAUCAUAUACAUAUAUAUUUUAGUUUUUGACACCCCAAUAUCAACCCCGAGUUAUCGACUGGUUAAAAACACGUUAAAAACCUGUCAAAAACUCCAACGUCAAAAACUCGGUAGUUUUUCACGGAGCCCUAUUCCUGAUGUGAUUCUUCCUGGCAACAGCGAGCAAAUACCAUUUGCAUUCGAGCUAUAUUCGAAAAUAAAUGAAAAUGCCUCAAAGAGAAAAUCUCGGCGCAGACAUGCCUGGGCGAGUGAACUUGCUGAAACGUUCAAGAGCACAUUCUGCAGGUCGCACGUCCACAUCCAUUUCAUCGCCGUAUGGGAUACUGUAUCUUCGGUUGGCGUUGUGAGGGGCAAGACGCUACCUUCGACCACUGACGGCGACCACCAUAUGUGCUAUUUCAGACAUGCCCUUGCCUUGGAUGAGCGGCGAGUCAAAUUCCUUCCAGAGUAUAUCCAUGGUAGCCACUCGGACAUUGGCGGAGGCAAUCGACUCAACGAGAAGCUUCAAUCAGGCGACAUUCCAUUGCUAUGGAUGCGAAAGGAGGCUGUCGAGGCAGGCUUGAGGAUGAAGCCCACCGAAGUUGUCUGGAAGAUGGAUGACCUGCAGAAGAGGAUGUACGAAUCACUAAGGAGCAUGUGGUGGUUGCUCGAAUUCGCUCCUGUCAAGCGGGUUGUUUAUGGCACUCGAGACAGUCACGCGUUCGGGCUCCAUCGUGGCGCGCCUCGGGUGAUUCUCCCCGGACAGAAGAUUCACGCCUCUGUCUUGUUCAAAGGCAACUAUAGAGCCAAGGCCAAAUUCUGGAAGGACUUCGACGUCUGGCCAGAAUUGCUGUACUGGAAUGAUCCAGCCAGCCAACGACGACUUUCCAAACUGGGUCAGCUGUGGGAGAAGGAUAUCUUUGAUGAAUCAACCGUGCCCUCGCUUCUAAGAGAUAUCCAGUUACACGGAGUGGAGUGUUUCGAUGCGGUUGACCGACUGGUGUUCAUGGCCUCAUUUGAACAAGGAAGGGCUGCGAUCAAAGAAUCGGACAGCUGGGAGAGUCAGUUAAAUAAGCUAGUCCGUUACAGCGAUGAUCCGAAAGUAUGUGUUAGUCCUACCGUUGCACUAAGCGAACUAUUGCCCAAACUUGACGCAGAAUACUUCCAAAAGGCAGCUGCUGACGUGUUGAAAAUGCUGGACAGCAGGGACGAUAUUGAUCGGAUUCGAGCUUGCAGAGCCCUCCCCGCCCUAAUCAAGCAUGCCGCGGUGGGGAAUGAGAUCUUGAAUGAAGCAACAUUACAGCGUGUACUAGCCCUAGGAGGGGUCUCCGAAACCAAGUCGUUGAUGGUGCAAAUUUAUGUAUCACAGACUUUGUCGUUGCUUUCUAGCUAUGACCUGUACCGACCGGCUGUGACAGAAAAGGCCGCGAAGGGCAUCACCGAUGUUCUUGGCAGCCAACACGAAGAAAUUUUGGUAGCGGCCUUACGCAUACUUGCUGCCCUUGUCCACGACGAAAGAGCGCAAGCUGAGGUUCUAGAUCUAAUUCCUACGCUUAUCAAACAUUUGAAGCAACACGACUUUUACAUCUCACCACCGGUGGGCAAUGUUAUAUGUGCGUAUGCAAGACACGACACCUUCCGUGAUCGUUUAUUCGACCCAGGAUGUGGUUUUAUCGCACUUUUGGUCGACAUGUUGGAACAUCGCUUAACUGAUAUUGAGGAUCCUGCUAUCCAAAUCCUUGGCCAACUUGCGAGCCAUAUUGACGUUCAGACUGACUUGAUUCAAAGAAGAUUCAUCGAGAAAUUGGUGUCGCUGAUGAAAAGUCGAAAGCACGAAACAAGUAGUAGAGCUAUUCUCGCGAUGUUGUCAAUUCUCCGGCACCCAUACAUACGACUCAAAGCAAUCGAGGAAGGUGUCGUUGUGACAUUGGUCAAUCGUUUAAAACAUCGGAAGAACUGUUUGCUUGUGGCUUACGCAUUCUCUCGUAUCCUGGACUACGACAACAUCAGAACAGCUAUGAUUGAUCCAUCUGCGCAUGACUAUAUCAUCAGCGCUGUCAAGGAAGGAUUGUUCAAUGUGACGGUCGAGAAUGAACCUGGUAAAGAAGUGCUCGGACGCCUCAUGCACAACGAUGAACUGAGGGCAACUAUCCUCAAAGCCCACACAACAGCGGCCCUUUGUACUAUGUUCAAAAAGGGCGAUCCAACGCUGAAUCAUGCAGCAUUUGAUUUCCUGGACAUCAUAUCCAACUAUCCUGACGGGAAAGAGUUGAUUAGAGAAACUAAGAUUGCCAUAUUCCGCGCCAUAGUGGCGGCCUUGGACCACCAGAAGUGGGACUCACAAAGGAACGCUGCAACAGCACUCCACACUCUUGUAGGGAUUCAGGAUUCUUCUUUUGAAAGAGAAUUUGUCACACAAGAAUUUCGAUCAGUCAUCUUGGAAGAAAUCUCGCAAAUACUGAAAUUGUUGGUACAUGAUCGAUCUUACUGUGUCGUUGGCGGUGCGGCAGCUCUCUUGGCACUAUCUGAUGACGGUAUGUUGCAUCGCACGAUAGGCGCGUCAUAA